CGCCGCUCCCUGCUCAACACUCGCCGCCGCUUGAACAGCUUCUUCUUCAGCUCCUGAGAGGGAGGAAGAUGCUAAUCAGACGGAGGCCGCGCACCGCGACCCAGGACUCCCGCACCGGGCGACUCUGGCCCAUCGAGCUCAUCUCGGGCUAGACGAGAGGGCUCUGGGGCGCUUGGGAAACAGAGUCGGGGCUCCCACACAGUCACCGUUCGGGGCCGGUUGAUCUUUCCCCCGGGAGCGCCCAUGGCUGCGCCGCGAUGCCGGUUCCGGGUCCAAGUUUCCGCUAGGCGCAGGGUCCGUGUGGGCCCCGCCCAUCAGCCCUCCGCAAGCCAAUCGCAGCUCGGGGGCGGGGCCUUGGCUAUAUAAAGGAGCUCCUCCGGGUUGCGCUCCUUUCCGACAGCGGCGACCCAGUCUAUGGAGCCGCCCUAGGAGCCGGAGCUGGCGUAUCCCCUCCUCUCUUCCACUUCCCGUUGCAGCCAAUAAAGGCCAUUCGUACCGGAGUGGAACGUUCUCUGGCCGACGUUGCCGGCACCUCCAGAUGGCCGCGCUGCGCCGAACCUUCCACGUGGCGACCCUAGCGGCGGGGGCGCGCCGCGCCUUGGCGGGCUCCCUGGCUGGUAGCUGCCUGGCGGACCGCUGCCUCUGGGAUAAGCUCCAUGCCCAGCCCCGUGUGGGCAGCGUCCCCACCUUCGACUGGUUCUUUGGAUACGACGAAGCCCAAGGGCUCCUACUGCCGCUGCUGCAGGAGGCACAGGCUACCUGUCCACUGCGGGUGUUGGACGUGGGCUGUGGGACCUCAAGCCUGUGUACAGGCCUCUACACCAAAUGCCCGCACCCCGUGGAUGUGCUGGGGGUAGACUUCUCUCCUGUGGCUGUGGCCCACAUGAACAGCCUCCUGGAAGGUGGCCAGGGCCAAAAACCCCUGUGCCCUGGACACCCUGCCUCCCACCUCCACUUCAUGCAGGCUGAUGCCCAGAACCUGGAGCCAGUGGCUUCCUCAGGCUCCUUCCAGCUAGUGCUAGACAAGGGCACCUGGGAUGCUGUUGCCAGGGGUGGUCUGCCUGGGGCUUACCAGCUGCUGUCAGAAUGCCUGAGGGUCCUAAGCCCCCAGGGGACACUGAUUCAGUUCUCAGAUGAGGACCCUGAUGUGCGGCUGCCCUGUCUGGAGCAAGGGUCCCAAGGCUGGACUGUGACUGUGCAGGAGCUAGGUCCUUUCAGGGGCAUCACCUACUUUGCUUACUUGGUUCAAGGCUCUGAUUAAAGACCUUUUAGUCCUGA
This is a messenger RNA of Diceros bicornis minor, 1278 nucleotides long. RefSeq names its product citrate synthase lysine methyltransferase (gene CSKMT). The coding region runs from base 539 to 1261 and encodes 240 amino acids. NCBI's taxonomy places the organism in Eukaryota, Metazoa, Chordata, Mammalia, Perissodactyla, Rhinocerotidae. The record is from RefSeq and is a predicted model, not a curated record. The transcript is spliced from 4 exons.